Messenger RNA from Penicillium cinerascens, 1128 nucleotides. RefSeq names its product dimethyladenosine transferase. Gene Ontology annotation, molecular function: rRNA (adenine-N6,N6-)-dimethyltransferase activity. Bases 1 to 1128 code for a protein of 375 amino acids. Gene Ontology annotation, cellular component: mitochondrial matrix. The transcript has 4 exons. NCBI's taxonomy places the organism in Eukaryota, Fungi, Ascomycota, Eurotiomycetes, Eurotiales, Aspergillaceae. Gene Ontology annotation, biological process: rRNA methylation. The record is from RefSeq and is a predicted model, not a curated record.
AUGCCUAAAGUCAAACCCCAGAAGCGCAACAGCGCGCACUCAGAUGCAGUCGCAAAGACCAAGGCCGCGCACAGCAUCUUCAAGAUGAACACAGAUAUCGGCCAGCACGUCUUGAAAAACCCCGGUAUUGCUGAGCAAAUCGUCAACAAAGCCGAUCUCAAGCAGAGUGAUGUGGUCCUCGAAAUCGGUCCCGGUACUGGAAACUUGACAGCGAAGAUUCUGGAGAAGGCCAAGAAGACUAUCGCGGUGGAAUUGGAUCCUCGAAUGGCGGCCGAAGUCACCAAGCGUUUCCAAGGCACUCCGGCCCAGAAACGUCUGGAAGUGAUUCUUGGAGAUGUCAUGAAAACUGAGCUUCCGUACUUCGACGUCUGCAUUAGCAACACUCCUUACCAGAUCUCUUCCCCUCUCACAUUCAAGCUCCUGGCCACAUUGCCCGCGCCUCGUACUUGUAUUCUCAUGUUCCAACGAGAAUUCGCGUUGCGUUUAUUCGCCAAACCCGGCGACAAGCUUUACAGUCGUUUGUCCGUCAACGCCCAAAUGUGGGCGAAGAUUGAUCACAUCAUGAAGGUCGGCAAGAACAAUUUCAAGCCCCCGCCGUUGGUCGAGUCGAGCGUUAUCCGCAUGGUCCCCAAGGUCCCGAGGCCGCAGAUCAACUACGACGAGUGGGAUGGUCUUUUGCGCAUUGCAUUCGUGCGCAAGAACAAGACCUUGCGAGCUAGUUUCAUCGGCACUCCCACCAUCAUGAACAUUCUCGAAUCGAAUUAUCGCACUUGGUGUGCUCAAAAUGACAUUCCGGUGGAGGAUGGCCCGGCAGAAGAUGCCGAUGGCGACGCGAUGGAUAUGGGCCAGGAACAAGCAGCUGAGGAGGACCCUGAUGAGGCUAUGGAGAUGGACGAUGAUGACGUCCCCGAUUUCUUUAAGGAAGAAACCAACAACCGCCUUCAGGAGGCACUCAAGAAGCCCUCGCGGAAGAAGCGAGGAAAGGUGGCAGAGUUGGUGCGCGAGAAGGUACGCCAGGUCCUCGAGGACGAAACCGGCCUUGCCGACAGACGUGCAAGAAUGUGUGACGAGAAUGAUUUCUUGAAGAUGCUUUGGGCCUUCAACCAGAAGGGAAUCCAUUUCAGUUGA